AUGGAUAUGGAUGAGAUCAUCGUCGACCCUUCGCAGCCGCGCUUCGGCGUUCUGUCAGGGAAUGAGCAGCCCCAGCCCGAAGUCCGCUUGACGGCCGCUGGCCUGCCAAGGAAGAAGCCCGGUCGCAAGCCCGGCUCAACAGUCAAGCCCAAGAACCCAGACGACCCGCCAAAGGUGCGCCGACCGAGAAAACCUCGCGAUCCCAACGCGCCCCCGAUCCAGAGGAAGAGGAAGUCGGCACCCGGCCAAGAUGCGGACGCAGGUUCGGACUCUAAAUCCCUCGCCGCCGCGGCUGCUUCGUCCACAACGCCUCCUUCGAGACAAGCCAAGAUCACGGAUCUCGUCGGCCUCAGCUCGGAGUCUCGACCUAGCUCUGCCCAGCCCGAACACACGGCGCAGAAAGCCCCCAAGCGCGAAGAUAUCCCGCGUAGCAUGCAGAGCAUCCUCAACGAACCCGAGCCUGAAUCGAAACCACAAAGCGCGUCUCUGCCUACGCGCACCAGCGGGCAGAGCUACGACCCCAUUCGCGGUAACUAUGACCCUAUCAGAGAGAGCUUCGUCAGCGCCUCGUCUCCACGACCUCCCACGCAAACCAUCAACCGACCCAGCGCGUCGCCUUCGAUCGCCAGCCUCGUCGAACCCACGCACAACAUAACCUCUCCUUCCAACCAAACCUUCCGCACCUCAACGCAGUCGCGUGCACCGCAAGACUCUGGAUCACACCCCGCAUCGCCAUCGUAUCCCGUCAGGCCAAUGCCUCAGACAAUCUCCAAGCCGCCUGCCCCCGACGCGCAGAGGUCACUUGCUCCACCGCCUGUACCGGUUGCCAAGGCAGACAAAUCCAAGGAAGCCGCCUCCACAGCUGGAUCAGUCACCAGUAAGAAGCCGUCGCCCAAGCAGAAGCCCCAAAAGUCGGGUGUCACAUCCCCAAAACUCAGCGCCCUGGACGAACCCGAAGCGGGCAAUGCCGAUCGUUCAAUUCUCGACUUUGGAAAGUCCGGCGGCAAGGAGUAUAAGGCGCCCGAUAUCGUCCUAGACAUUCCUAUCAAACCGGGAGACACAAAUAUUUACGUCAACGUGAUGCGCAUGGCCGAGGAGAAGUACGGCUGGGACGCCCUCCACCCUCGUCUAGCCGAGAAGCGCGACCGAAAAGCGCGAAUUGCCGCCGCUUCAGCUGCUCUUGAGAAGACGGCAUCGGGCCAAGAAUCUGGCGACGAAAUGUCGGAGGACUCAGACAAGGAGGCAAGCAAUGUUGAAAUGGGCGGCAUGACGAGUGGUGCAGAGCCCGAGAAGCCCAAGAAGAAGAAGCGCAAUUUCAAGGAGGACGAAUACGACAAGGAUGAUGACUUUGUCGACGACUCGGAGCUUCUGUGGGAGCAACAAGCGGCGGCAAGCCGAGAUGGCUUCUUCGUUUACUCUGGACCUUUGGUACAGGAACCCGAGAAGCCAGCUGACAAUCUGAGACCUGACGGUUUGCCCAAGCGCGGUCGUGGCAGCAGAGGUGGACGCAUUGGUGGCCGUGGCGGUACUACUCGCGGCGAAGGAGGCACAGGCCGCGGCGGUGGUCCAGGUUCCAGAGGUGGACGCGGAUCGCGUGGCGGUUCCCUCACUCGCAAGCCGCGUAUCACAAAGUCGGAGAAGGAACAACGCGAGCGAGAGAAGCUCGAGAGGGAACGACAAGCCGAGUUGAGCAAAGGAAGCAACGGCUACUCAUUGCAGCCUCAAACGCCCUCUUUUGCCGCUGGAAUGGCCGGAGCGUAA
This is a messenger RNA of Colletotrichum karsti, 1761 nucleotides long. RefSeq lists its product as uncharacterized. NCBI's taxonomy places the organism in Eukaryota, Fungi, Ascomycota, Sordariomycetes, Glomerellales, Glomerellaceae. The coding region runs from base 1 to 1761 and encodes 586 amino acids. The transcript is spliced from 2 exons. The record is from RefSeq and is a predicted model, not a curated record.